Molecule: messenger RNA, 909 nt
Organism: Carya illinoinensis
Lineage: Eukaryota; Viridiplantae; Streptophyta; Magnoliopsida; Fagales; Juglandaceae
Product: protein FAR1-RELATED SEQUENCE 5-like
Exons: 3
Coding region: 1-909 (302 amino acids)
Molecular function (GO): zinc ion binding
Source: RefSeq, a predicted model, not a curated record
AUGAGUACAACUCAGCGGAGCGAGAGCAUAAAUGAAUUUUUUGACGGCUAUGUUCAUGCGAAGACAAACUUGAAAGAGUUUGUCGAUCAAUAUGAUAAUGCCUUGAAAAAGAAAAUUGAGAACGAAAAUGUAGCGGAUUUCCACUCAUUUAAUGUCACUAUUCCCUGCAUCUUAAGAUCUUCCAUUGAAAAGAGAUAUCAAGAUUUAUACACGAAUGAAAAGUUUAGGGAACUUCAGCAACAACUUGCCCGCGUUAUUGACUUGGACCCAGUUUUACUGAAGGUGGAUGGUACUAUAAAGACCUAUGGUGUGAAGGAUGAAGUUUGUCUCGAAGAGUUCACUAAAUUGGUUACACAUUCAAUGGUCUUUAGUCAGGAAGAUACAGCUGCCAAGUGUUCUUGGGGGUUGUUUGAAAUGAGGGGGAUAGUGUGCAGACACAUCUUCGCUGUGUUCAAAUAUAACGGGAUUAAAUCAUUGCCUGAUAGGUACAUUUUGGAUUGGUGGAGGAAGGACAUCAAAAGAAGAUACAUGUUAAUCCACAGCAGCUACGACACAGUACAACAAUGGGAGGAUUCUAUAGCUUAUUCAAGUCUUUUGAACAUAUGUUAUAAGAUGAUUACUCAUGCUACGGGUUCGAGAGAACAUACUUUGGAUGCAACUAAUAAGUUGCAUGCAAUGAUUGAGCUGUAUUCUGGCAAUCAAGAUCCCCCAUGUUGUCCCAAUGUUGAUGGUACGACAAAUGUUUUAAUGUUGAUGGCUGCUCGAGAAUCUAUACCAGCUCCUGACAUUACUGAAGCCCAGCCCCAAGAAACAUUUGUGCAAAGUCAAGAAAGUAUGCUUGUUGGGUUGGAUAGAUCACAACCGCUUUCGACUGUAUUAGAUGGUUCACAACCAUCCAAAAUGCAAUGA